This is a messenger RNA of Cloeon dipterum, 2587 nucleotides long. RefSeq names its product Lipoyltransferase 1 (gene Lipt1). Lineage: Eukaryota; Metazoa; Arthropoda; Insecta; Ephemeroptera; Baetidae. Gene Ontology annotation, biological process: protein lipoylation. The coding region runs from base 142 to 1296 and encodes 384 amino acids. The transcript is spliced from 4 exons. Gene Ontology annotation, cellular component: cytoplasm; mitochondrion. The record is from RefSeq and is a predicted model, not a curated record. Gene Ontology annotation, molecular function: lipoyltransferase activity.
AACUCCUUGCUGCCUCUGUCGUUCGCAUUUUGUAAAUAAAAUCACUCACUAACCCCUCAAUCGACUCGAAUUCGAAAUCAAGAGAAGAGCCCAGCUUGGAUCCGGCUUGAAACACACACGCGACCGCCUAAUUUCGUCACAAUGACCUUCUGGAACCAAGGCAAGGCCCUGGGCAGGUGGGCGCUGCGUGCCUUUUCAUCGGCGACGCGGUCCUCGAGGUCGGCGACGCCGAAGACCGUGUUCAUCUCGCAGUCGGACGACAUCUUCGCCAACCUGGCCCUGGAGGACUGGCUGUACAGACACCACGACUUCUCGCAGCACCGCAUCCUGCUGCUCUGGCGCAACGGACCCGCCGUGGUCGUCGGAAGACACCAGAACCCCUGGAAGGAGACGCACGUCGGCGCCCUGCACGACAAGCAGGUGGUGCUGGCACGCAGGAACAGCGGCGGCGGCGCCGUCUACCACGACCAAGGCAACCUCAACCUCUCCUUCCUCACCUCCAGGGAAGGCUACAACCGCAGGACCAACUUGACCGUCGUCGCCAACGCGCUCCGCAGGGAAUUCGGCCUCGAGGCCACCGUCAAUGACCGCGAUGACUUGGUUCUCAACGGCAACUACAAAAUCUCCGGAACCGCUGCGAAACUGGGCCGCCCGAAUGCAUACCACCACUGCACUCUGCUGGCCGACGUUGACCUAGACAACAUGAAGGGCAUCCUCAACUCUGAUGACUGUGGAAUCGAGACGAAGGCGACGGACAGCGUGCGUUCGCCGGUUUGCAACCUGUCCAGCAUGCAUCCGGGUCUGAACGUGGCCAGUCUGAUGGGCGCCGUUGGACGCGAGUUCCUUCGCUCCGACGACCGCGGCGUCGACCUCGGCAAGUCGGCCAUCUCUCGCCAGCUCGGCUUCACCCUUGUCAACCCCACCGACGAUUGGUUCCCAGGCUUGGAAAAGAGUCGCGCCGAGCUGGCCAGCUGGGGCUGGCGCUUUGGCAGGACGCCCGACUUCACGGUGAGGCGCGAGUUCGCGGUGCCACGCGAGAUGUGCGUGACCGAGGGAGCCAAGCUGCAGGUGCAGAUGCGCGUCGUCAAGGGCCGCGUUGCCUCGAUGAGCGUCACCGUGCCCCCGGGCUUCGUGUCGAACGCGCCCGAGGGCGAGGUCGCCGUCCUCUCGGGCCUCGAGGGCCAGAAGUUCUCCGAGGAGGCGGUCGGCCUGGUCGAGGCCGCCUUCGCCAAGAAGGACAAGUCGGACAAGAAGAAGCGUUUCGUUGCCGAAUGCGUCCGCCGCGUCGUCCAGUGACGCCCCUCGCCUAAACAAUAAACAGGCUGUCAAAACGGGAUGAACGGGAGAGUUUUAGAGUUGAUCACUUAGAAAGCUGGCUGGAAAUUGUGAGGAGAAAGUGGGCCUUAUUUUUUCGGCCGGUGGGAGUUGGACUUAAUUAUCAACGACGGAGCAAACAAUUUAUUUGGCUGCAUUUUAUUGAAUGCAUCCGGCUCAGUAUUUUCCAACGUAACAGUCUCGAAAUUCCCGCCAGACUUUCGUCAUGGCUAAAUUCACCACUUUUUCCCACUCUUUCAAUUCGCACCAUCGCAGAGUUAAAAAAACUGCAAUAUUUUUCAAAAGAAAACAAAUUGUGAGAAAAUAUUUCCCCCAUUUUUUUGUGUUAUUAUUAUCAGCUUAAAUUUGUUGACUAAAAUAUGUGUUAAAAAAACUUCCAGAAAUUAAAAAUCAAAAGAGCGUGUUUUUUAUUUGAAUUGGAGUAUUGUGUUUUGAAAUACCUUCUGGAAAAUGAGCUGAACCAGCAAAAUAUUUAUGCAUCCCGUUUGAGCCCCGAUUUGUAGCUCUGUGAAAUAGGCUCACCAAACUCGUUUUAAAAGAAUAAAACUCAUGAUCAGAAACCCUUUCGGUCCAGAUUUCGAGUCUGGUGAACGGGCGAGGCGAGCGAAAGCAAAUUAACCGGGCCGGGCUCUCCUCUCUUUCUCUAUUGCUUCCACUAAUAACCCUGCUAGCUGCUCAACUAAUUUUUCGCAAGUGACGAGCAAACGCAGACAGACCAAAUGUGGAUGUGCUCGAAGAAAUUGUACCAUGCAAACGAUUAGCCGCACAAUAAUUAUUAUUACAAUCCCUGCUUUGCAACCCUUUCUCUUCUAGAUUCGUUCGAUUCUUAUGUUAAGUCUUAAUUAAUAUCUGUUUUAUUAUCACGUGAAUAUGUUAGCGAACGUUUUAACAAGAAUGUAACCAUAUCAAUACGUUGCGCGGGCGGCGCUGACGAUAGCGCCUGCCCGUUUUAUAGUCUUGUUUGUGCUCUGUCGUUUCUCGUUUGGAUUUUGCACAAUAAGCUUCGAACACACACACACAAUUACAAUCACUGCAGGCUUAAAAUUUUGUAACCAGAGACUGAUACGGCGCUUCUUGUUCGAACUUCUUAUUAUUUUCUUUGAAUUAGAAUUACGCGCGUUUUUCUGCGUCUAUAUGGUGCUUGUUUGUUCCCUCAUUGUAACUUGCUUCAUUUGUACUAUGGAGUGUUCCGAUUUUUACUUAAAAGUGACGUGUGCUGAAAACGAAUAAAGAAACACACAAGUAUACGCAA